AUGGCGCAAGACGACGGUAUCAACGCAGACCUACGUGCUUCGCAGAAGCCCUCAAUCACGGUUACGCGUCGACACGACCGAUCUUUUCGCAUGCUGUUGAUGCAUACGUUCGUCAGGCCAUUCAAGCAUCAAAUCGUCAAGCUGCCCAAGAAAGUGUUUCCGGCUGGGUCCCCGCAAAUACAAUGCCACGAAAAGGCAGCGAAGACGAUCGAAUGCAAGGAACGAAGAGUGGACGAUAUCUAUCUCUACGACCUGUCAUCGAAGCAAGAGCGGCGCCGGGAGAAGAGACCUAUCAAGAGGAUGUAUUACUUCUGCGGAGGAGGAUGGAGAUCACCGCCGUCAUCAGAACACUGGGCCCUGCUUGCGGAGAUGACAAACAAUUUACCAGACAUUGCGAUCACACUCGUGAGCUAUCCUCUGGCGCCGAAUAGUCCUGCUCCUACGACCUUUCCACAGCUUAUGAAGCUGUAUCGAACGGUGAUGCAAGACGCAGAAGCGGCUGGAGAAGAAGUCAUCCUCGCGGGAGACUCGGCAGGAGGCAAUAUUGUGCUCUGUCUCACUGUGAACGCCCUCGCCGAAGACGUCGAAAGCGGCAACGAACUCCCUUGUCCCAAGGCCAUCUUCGCAAUGUCGCCCUCCACAGACCUUCGCCGCGCAAAUCCAGACAUCAAACAAGUGGAGAAGAAAGACCCGCUUUUACGGGCAUCCUUUGUGGUCGAUACCGCGAAGUCAUGGCGCGGAGACUGGGACCCUUGCGAUGUGCGAGUCUCGCCUCUCUAUGCGGAUGUCACACCUCUGGCGAAGCGCGGCGUAAAAGUACAUGGAAUCACCGGGAGAAACGACGUUCUGGGACCAGAUGCGAUUUUGUUCAGAGAGAAGUUGAACCAGGCUUGGGUGUAUGGCGAAUGGCUGGAUUGGGAUAAACAGAUGCACUGCUUCCCAUUGGCGUUCACAUUCCAUUUCCCGGAGAGCAGAGAGGGAAAGGAUUGGACUCUUGAUGUUUUGAAGAGGACAUGA
This is a messenger RNA of Lecanosticta acicola, 1017 nucleotides long. NCBI's taxonomy places the organism in Eukaryota, Fungi, Ascomycota, Dothideomycetes, Mycosphaerellales, Mycosphaerellaceae. The record is from the annotation of a GenBank genome assembly.